UCCAAACGAGCUGCGAUGACAACAACAUUUACUGGACCUGCGCUGCAGAUGGAGCUCGUUUCUGUCUGAUCUUCUCCAGUUUCUCCACUGCAGCUCCAUGAGACUUCAGCAUGACCCUCUGCACGACGCUGGCCUUCCGCCUGUUCGGCUGCUUCUGCGUGUUUUCCGUGUUUUUGUCCGUUUCUGACGCCACUUCGCCUCCAAAAGGACCAGUAACCACAAACAGAGCGAGAGAGUUGAGAUGGACGGUGGAGAAGAGCAGCAGGCCCAGAGCGAACUCCACCACAGUGCAGAUAGAUCUGAGCGGGCCCAAUGUGUGCAGUUCCAGAUGCUGCCCUGGAUGGAUAGUCCAGCUCAAGACAAAGCAGUGUACAAAACCGAGGUGUCUCCCUCGUUGCCAUAACAGAGCUGUGUGCCGGCAGCCCAAUAUCUGUCAGUGCCGGCCGGGUUUCUUUGGGUAUCGCUGUGAACUCUCCAGCAUCACUCCAGCCCCGAGCAUGUGGUCCUGGACCAUGUCGAGCCGCACCAGUGCUUUAGUGACCACCAUAACAGCACCUGCAGCACCUGUUACUGUCUCUCCUGUUACCACUGCCGCAUACGUCACACCACGCUCAAAAGACUCUGAAUCUGAUCCCAAGAGGAAAUACUCACUACGCUGGCAGCCUCUUAGUGUGAAGGAACCUCAGGCAGCGCUGCUGAAGAAAGCCCUGGCCAGAGGAGUUGGAGGGAGUAAAAUCACUAAUAUUCUGCUGAAGCACAUCGAGACAGAGAGGAGCAGACUGCAGUCCAUCCCCAAUGCUGCGGAGACACAGCAGUCCAGCUCCAAGACCUUCCACACCCAGCAUGGCCAGUACACACUCGUAUACACACCAGCUGUUGGUCAAACGGCUACCGGACAGACGGCCAGUGGCCAGCGGACCUUCGGAGUCCUCGGAGGUUCUGAGCGGAUCAAAGUUCUCUUCACUCCGACAAUCUGCAGGCUGAGAUGCUCCCAGACCCGCUGCAUAAACUAUUGCGAGCGCGGAAACGUCACCACCGUUUACAACAGCGAACAGCAGGGGGCAUCUGGGUCAGCGUCGUCCGGGUCAGCGUCGUCCAGGUCAGCGUCGUCUGGGUCAGCAUCGCCCGGGUUCAGAGUGUUCUUGUGUCCCUUGCUGUGUAAGAAUGGAGGAGUGUGUAUCCAGAAGGAUCGUUGUCUCUGUCCCCCCAACUUCAUUGGAAAGUUCUGCCACAUUCCCGUCUCCUCCACUGCUUCCACCAACGACAUCGAGAAGCCGCUCUCCAGCUCCACGACUUCGGUCAAUCAGGGACUGACGCAGUCAGAGUAUAUUCUGCCUUUACAGAGUCCACAGCAGAGCCAAAGCAGUGGUUCCCCGAUGGUGAAGGUGCGGGUGCAGCACCCUCCUGAGGCCAGCGUGAAGAUUCAUCAGGUGCUGAAAGUGGGCCCCACGGUGCACGAGCGGUCAGAGACGGUGACCUGGUCAUCCGGACUCUCUGGAUCCCGCAGGCAGGUCAUUCUGCCGGGAGAAAGGGCUGAGGCUCCGCCCCCUCGUGUCCAGACACAGCUCAAUAGCGUCCAGGCCCAGACCAUCCGUGGUGACUCCACCUACACUGAGUCGUCUGGCUUCAAAUACUGCUUCAGAGAAGUGCGCAACGGGCAGUGCAGCUCCCCAAUGCCUGGUCUGAGGAGUCAGGAGACCUGCUGCAGGGGUGACGGCCUGGCCUGGGGAAUAAACGAGUGCACGCUGUGUCCUCCUGAGUUAGGGAGCAGAGGAAGGGGUGAGGGGAGCUGCCCCAAAGGCUUCGAGAGGGUCAAUGGCACACAGUGUGUGGAUAUAAACGAGUGCGAGCAGACGGGUUUCUGUCAGAACGGGAACUGUGUGAACACUCGCGGGAGCUACAGCUGUGUGUGCAGGCAGGGCUUCUUACUGGACGCCUCACACGGCAUCUGUAUCUCCCAGAAGGUGAUUUCAGAGGAGAAGGAUCAGUGUUUCCGGAUUGUGAGCCAGGGCUCCUGCUCUCUGCCCAUCCUGAGGACCAUCACCAAGCAGAUCUGCUGCUGCAGCCGUGUGGGAAAAGCCUGGGGACGCAAGUGUGAGGCCUGUCCAUACUUCGGCUCCGAAGAGUUUAAGGAGAUCUGUCCUGCUGGGCCGGGCUACCAUUACUCUCCCAACACUCUGAAGUUUAACCAGAGGGUGGCUGAAACUCACCGGACCCCUUUGGUUUCUGAGCUCAAACCCCAGCAGCAAGAAUCCUCCAUAUCACAGCCAGCAGCUAGACACCAACUGCCCACCAGCCCACAAACCACACGCCCUCAACCGCCGACAGUCGGCCAGGCCACCCACGUCCAGCAGCCAAGCGUUGCUCAUACUAACGUUUUCAUCAUCCAGGGUGGACCACAGCAGCCCAGCAGCGCUGGAGCCCAGACUCAGAGCAGACCUGCAGCUACGGCAACCAGCCAGCCUACCAGAGCACAGCCGCCCGUCAUCAGGACACAAACCGGCCGGCCCUCUGCAAGCAGACAGCCACUCAGACCCCUCUCGGUUCCAGCUACAUCCCGCCCUUCUGCACCUAGAACAAAUGUCCGUGUGUGUGAACUGAGGCCGCAGGUUUGUGGGCCGGGUCAGUGUGUCGAUGUGGCCGGUGGGAGACACGCCUGCGUUUGUAAUCCUGGAUUCAUCUUCAACACUCAAGCCGGUCGCUGCCAAGAUAUAAAUGAGUGCGUGUUGACUCCGAGGCCGUGCUCACUGGGUCAGUGUGACAACACAGUGGGCAGUUUCCGCUGUGUGUGUCCACCAGGCUACCAGAGUAACGCCCAGCAGAACCAGUGCUCAGAUAUCGACGAGUGCCGUCAGAACCCUUGCACCAACGGCCACUGUGAGAACACACCGGGCAGCUUCAGGUGCGUGUGCAGGACAGGAUACCGGCUACAGGACAACACCUGCACAGAUGUUGAUGAGUGUGAUGACCCACUCCGCUGCCCUGGUCAGGAGUGUGUGAACUCUCAGGGCUCAUAUAAGUGUGUCCCCUGCAGACCCGGCUUUGGAUUGCUCAACGGACAGUGCUCAGAUAUUGAUGAGUGUCGGCAGAGUCCCUCGCUCUGCUCCAACGGCCGCUGUGAGAACACAGCCGGCAGCUACAGGUGUGUGUGUCGUCUGGGAUACAGGACGCAGGGCAACACCUGCACAGAUGUGAAUGAAUGUGAGGACCCUCUGCAGUGUCCUGGUCAGGAGUGCGUGAACACUCAGGGCUCGUACAGGUGUGUUUCCUGCAGGCCUGGCUUUGCAGUCGUCAGCGGAAGAUGCGCAGAUGUUGAUGAGUGUCAUCAGGUCCCUGCUCCCUGCACUAACGGCCGCUGUGAAAAUAUUCUGGGCAGCUACAGGUGUGUGUGCAGAACUGGCUACAGACUUCAGGGCAACACCUGUACAGAUGUGAAUGAGUGUGAGGACCCUCAGCUGUGUCCUGGUCAGGAGUGUGUAAAUAUACCUGGUUCAUACAGAUGUGCGUCCUGCAGAUCUGGAUACACCUUUUGGAAUGGACAGUGCACAGAUGUGGACGAGUGCGUUCAGAGCCCCUCUCUCUGCUCUAACGGCCGCUGUGAGAACACACCGGGCAGCUACAGGUGCAUCUGCCGACCUGGAUUCAGACCGGAGGGGAACACCUGCGCAGAUGUGGACGAGUGUGAGAACGAGCUUCAGUGUCCGGGCCAGGAGUGUGUGAACUCAGUCGGCUCUUUCAACUGCAUGUCCUGCAAGCCGGGCUUUGAAAUCGUGAAUGGCCAGUGCAAAGACGUGGACGAGUGCAGUCAGACUCCUCGCUGCGUUAAUGGCCGCUGUGAAAACACUCCCGGCAGCUACAGGUGCACGUGUCGACCAGGAUUCAGGCUGCAGGGGAACACCUGCGCAGACGUUGAUGAGUGUGCGGACGGUCUACAGUGUCCUGGUCAGCAGUGCAUGAACACCAUGGGUUCUUAUGAGUGUGUGCACUGCAGAGACGGAUACAGUCUGCAGAACGGACAGUGCGCAGACGUGGACGAGUGUGUGAACUCAAGGACAUGUGGACCACAGGGCGUGUGUGUGAACACCGAUGGCUCAUACAGGUGUGAGUGUAUGGCAGGAUAUCGCGCAGCAGGACCUGGACGGCUGUGCAGAGACAUUGAUGAGUGUUUCGAGGGAGAGUUCUGCCACUCUAGAGGGGAAUGCCAGAACACGGAGGGCUCAUACGUGUGUGUGUGUGCUGAGGGCUACCAGACCAGUGCCAACCGGGCAUCCUGCCAGGAUGUGGACGAGUGUGCCCGCGAGGGUCUGUGCCAGGAUGGGCGCUGUGUCAACACGGACGGAUCGUUCCAGUGCAACUGCAAGACUGGAUUCACCACCAACCCCCAAAAAACAGCCUGUCUGGAUGUGGAUGAGUGUGUGGACUCUGAAGGUGCUGUGUGUGGAUCUCUGCGCUGUGAGAACACAAUCGGCUCCUUCCGCUGCCUCGUCUCCUGCCAGCCUGGAUACAGCAUCACCGCUACAGAAGAGUGUGUGGACAUUAAUGAAUGUGCUAACGAGACGGUGUGCGGAGAACACGCUUUCUGUCAGAACCUGAUCGGAACGUAUCAGUGUAUCUGUGAUCAGGGCUACGAGUCUACGGGAGACGGCCGAUCCUGCGUGGACAUUAACGAGUGUGAGACGAUGGUGGGGGUGUGUGGAGCGGCGCGCUGUUGGAAUGUAGAUGGCUCCUUCACGUGUGAAUGUGAGGAUCAACAGAAGGAAUUCAACCCCCUCACUCUGCAGUGUGUGAACAGAGCCGGUCAAGGUGAGACAGGUGCUUCAGUGCCGCGCUGGCCUUCCUUCACCCCCUCUCGCUCUGGCUCCAUCACCUCACUGCCCCCUGCUGGCCCAGGAGAGAAGAGGGAGUGCUACUACAACAUCAAUCAGCAGGACUCCUGCAGGAUCCUCACGCGGAACUCCAGCCUGCAGGAGUGCUGCUGCACCGUGGGUCAGGGCUGGGGUCAGCAGUGCCUCUACCAGCCCUGCCCUGAACUCAGCACAGCGGAAUUCCAGACUCUGUGCCCAAGUGGACGGGGGUACGUGACUUCCACAGUGGGAGCCUUCAGCUACAAGGAUGUGGACGAGUGUAAGCUCUUCGACCCGGAGGUGUGUAAGGGUGGCGUGUGUGUGAACAACAUCCCUGGAUACUCCUGCUACUGCCCCAGCGGAUACUACUACGACAACGUCUUACUGGAGUGCAUCGAUAAUAAUGAGUGUGACAGUGAGGAAAUGUGUCCUGGCGGUGUGUGUAUCAACACACUGGGUUCGUAUUACUGCACUUGUGAGCCUCCGCUAGUACUGGAUGAGACACAGCGCAACUGCUUGAACAUCUCUGACCUCGCAGCCGAUGAAGAUCUGUCGGUCUGUUGGCAGCACGUCACGGCCGAUCUGGUGUGUCAGAGCAUGCUGCGGGGGGCCUGGGUGACGUUUGUGGAUUGCUGCUGUCUGCAUGGAGAGGCCUGGGGGCUUCACUGCGCACUGUGCCCACGGAGAGACGAGGAUGUGUAUGAGGCUCUGUGUAGUGCACUGGGUCCUCCACCCAACUCCCCACGUUACGCUGAACGCUUUGCUAUGGUGCCCGGGAGAGGAGGGGGCUACGGCCCACUGUAUGGCACUGAGUACUCCGAAACAGUUCUGGGCCGAGCUGACUACUCCCAGACUGAUUACGAUGACUACAGUCCAAUGGGAGGAACCGGCCGGAGGUCUGGACUGAGAGGACAAACACCUGGCUCAUACACACCUUACAUACCACCUGGAUUAGGUCCUGCUCGUUAUUAUGAGGAGGACGACUAUGAUGCAGCGCCGGUUCCUCCGUAUGGAGUGACAGACCCCCGAAGUGAGCGAGCGUUUGGUACUCGGCCCCGCCCCCCUCUGGCCGAGGGUCGCACCCUGAGCUUGGCCCCGCUGCCUGAGGACUCAGAGGGGGAGGAGCCAUGGAGAGCCCCCGCCCCAUUCCCGCCUUUCACGGACAGACGAGCAGGAGGAGAGAGGCCGCACAGAGUCUAUGAAAGGCAGUAUGAGCCAUUCGGAGGGCUGAUGGAGGGUGAGUGUGGGAUACUGCAGGGCUGUGAGAACGGCCGCUGCGUCCGUGUCCAGGAGGGCUACACCUGCGACUGUUAUGAUGGGUAUCAGCUGGACAUCAGCUCCAUGUCCUGUAGAGAUGUGGACGAGUGUGAGGACCCGGGCACUCCGACGUGUGUGAACGGUCAGUGUGUAAACACAGAGGGUUCGUACAGCUGUGUGUGUCUCAGAGGCUUCAUCAUGUCACGCAGACCAAACCACUGCAUUCCAGCUUAAACAGCAACACACGGAACAGAACUGAACAGAACCACAGCCCACGGUCUCUGUGGUCUCACACAUUAAAGGGCUCAUAUCAUGAAAAACUGAAUUCUUCUCAAUUUUUUUUAAUGAAAGAGUUUGAUGUUUUAUGUAAACGUUGUUAUAAGUUUCAUAAGGUUCUGUUGUAACAGCCGGCGGCAAUUUAGCCCCAGUAUUUCCACCCUGGGCUGCUUUUUUAAAGGGACAGCCAAUCAGAGCAGAGCUCAUUUACAUAUAUCAGUCUUAAAGGCGCAGUAACAAGUCCAGCCUGUUUAAGCCUGAGUGAUGAAGUGAGGAGGGAAAACGGUCAUGUAGAAAUUAAUUAUGACUGUUUUGGUACAUAAAACCACACAAAUAUCAAAAUGAAACCUAAUAAAAUAGGAAAAGUGAGGGAUUUUAGCUCUUUAAGCAAAUCUCCCUGUUUAAAGGGCACGCCUGCCUCAUUAUGCCCUUCAGAGAUAGACAUGUACUACAUUUUCUAUCAGUGAUCUACACACACACACACACAUGGUUAUUUAGGUUGAGUUUAUUUGAAGCCGGUUAUAAAUGAGUAAGUAUUAUGGAUUUUUACUGACCCAUUGUUUAUGUUUGUGACUGAGGUGGGUGGUUUCGCUGAUGUCUCUCUCUUCCACACUUCAUUAAGACAUGUAACACAAUGCACUGUAUUUGUGGAAGGAAACGUUUUGAGUUUUACACAAUGAUUAAUUGUUCAUGUUUAAAAGCUGUGUUCAUUAUUUUGUCUAUGAAUUGUUUGAUAUGCCUAAUAUGAAACUAUAUUUGCACACGUUCCAGUUGUUGUUUUUUUCACUGAGCACACAUUCUCUCUUUAUCCUGCCAUUCAUUUUUUACUUAAUUAAACCUUUUAUCUAUUUAAAUUACA
Messenger RNA from Pygocentrus nattereri (red-bellied piranha), 7236 nucleotides. Its product is annotated as latent-transforming growth factor beta-binding protein 4. The record is from RefSeq and is a predicted model, not a curated record. Bases 111 to 6335 code for a protein of 2074 amino acids. Lineage: Eukaryota; Metazoa; Chordata; Actinopteri; Characiformes; Serrasalmidae. The transcript is spliced from 40 exons. Gene Ontology annotation, molecular function: calcium ion binding.